AUGGCUGUUACCGCUGACCCAAUCAGUCCGCAGUUGUCGCCGCCCCAGCUGGCAGCCAGCGCAUCACCUUCCUCAACUGACGCCGUGGCGACCAUGCUCCCCGACCCCGUGAUGCGCGCGACCGAGCGACCGCAGCUGCAGACACGCGCGAGCGCCAUCACGGAAAUGCGCUCUCGAACGGCCAGCAGCCCCGUGAGAACUUGGACGGAGCAGCAGCAGCUCCUCCACGGCGGCGGCAGCAGCCUGACGACGAACGGAAUAGACGACCGUGGCCGCAGCGACACGCCUCGCCCGGACCAAGAGCCGCCACGAUACCGAUACCACCAACAGCAGCCCACGCCGCCGCCUCACGACGAUGGCGAUGCCGGCGGCGAGGCCCAUCUUCAGCAGCCGCAAACCAAGUCUCGACGCGGGAGCUCCAACACCAAGGCCGGCUCUGCGGAUAACGUCGCGCGACUACCGCCCUCGGAGAUCCAGGAGCUCAUGUCGUCGCCGCUGUGGCUACCGAUCGGCCCAGCGCCGCCCAGCACCCGCCCGUCCUUUGACCACGGCAAGUUUUCACAGCAAAAGGAGGCCAUCCGCCAAUCGUUGCUCGCGCAGCCAGAGCUGGGGGCGUCGCGAGACGGCAGCAACGGAAAUCAUCUUCAUCCCCACAGCCAUCACCACAACCACCCGCCGACCGGCGGACUGGGAAUCUACGAGGGACGCGGCGCCCAGGCCCGCAACGCGCGCACCGAAGCUCCCCGGUCCAGGCCCCCACGCACCGUCUCGACGCCCCCGACAGGACGCUCCAAGAUUUUCGAGCUCCCCCCAUACUCGGCGGUCAUGCCUCGAUCCGCGGUGCCGCCACAGCGCCCAACCCUGCCGCCGCUCAACUUUCACGCGGAGGGCGAUAGCGCUGGCGCCGAGAAGCGCGCAAAUGACAUGCUGCCCUCGCCGGCGAUCCAGCCAGGGCUGCCUGCGGUGGUGCCGCCAGCGGCGGCGGCGGAAAUCAAGGGGUCUGGAGGCAGUCGCGCACCGUCGCCGAUGCCGCCCAUGAUUCCGCUGCCUCCCAUGUCGCUGCCGACGCACCUACAGCUCGAGCUUGCUGGGCAGCGACCGAGUCCCCUCUACAUCCACCACUCUCACACCAGCGACAUCCCAUACGAGUCGAGCGCCGUCAAGUUUGAGCGGCUACGCAACGUUAUCCUCCUCCCGGCGUACCUCGAAAGAACAUUAUACUUUGGGGCGCUCGCCUGCCUCGAUGCCUGGCUGCACACGUUCACGAUACUGCCGAUCCGGUUCUUCAUGGCAAUCGGCGUGCUAGUGCGCUGGUGGGCGUACGUCGUCGGCAAGGAGACGAGCUGGCUAUUCGGCUAUGUCCGGCACGGCAUCGGCCGGCUCUGGCGGCGAGGACGCGCGACUAGAGGCCGCGCGGGUAGUGAAUCCACGGCCGGAGACCGGUCGCGAAGUAUCAGUCGAGCGAGUGAACCCGCCAGUGUUGUGUGCGUAGACGGCCACGGUGAAGCGGCGGUUGGCGGUGGAGUCACGCAGCGGCACAUCUCGGGGCAGCACCGCGAGCACGGCCCCGGCCCCAAGUCAGGCACCUUUCGCCAUCGUCGGACAAGGUCGAUGCCGUCCAACCUAUCAACCUACAACAAGGCCGACCUGCUGCAAGGCGCAGUGAUCCUGUGCAGCUCAUUUGCGCUGAUGAGACUCGACGCCAGCCGCAUGUACCACUUCAUCCGCGCGCAGUCGGCCAUCAAGCUCUACGUCAUCUUCAACAUCCUCGAGGUGGGCGACCGGCUGCUGUCGGCCAUUGGGCAGGACAUCCUCGAGUGCCUCUUCAGCGCCGAGACGCUGUCGCGGACCGCGUCCGGACGCUCCAAGGUGCUGCUGCCGGCGGGCAUGUUCGUACUCGCGCUGGCGUACAACUGCCUGCACUCGAUAGCGCUCUACUACCAGGUCAUCACACUCAACGUGGCCGUCAACUCGUACUCGAACGCGCUGCUGACGCUGCUGCUGUCGAAUCAGUUCGUCGAGAUCAAGAGCACCGUCUUCAAGCGCUUCGAGAAGGACAACCUGUUCCAGCUGACGUGCGCCGACGUUGUGGAACGCUUCCAUCUUUGGAUAAUGCUGCUUAUCAUCGCGAUGCGCAACAUGGUCGAGGUCGGCGGCUUCUCGGUGCCGGGGGCAGGCUUUGGCGAGUUGGACGUGGAUGGAGGGAGCAGCGGGCCGCUGCACCACCCGUCCAUCUUGCCGCAUAGCUUCACAGCGCUGCCAUCCUGGCUAUGGUCCGGCGAGGUCCUCUCGCCGUUUCUGAUCGUCGUCGGUAGCGAGAUGCUGGUGGACACUAUCAAGCAUGCCUACGUCACCAAGUUCAACAACAUCAAACCGCACUUUUACUCGCGAACCCUAGAUAUCCUGUGCAAGGACUACUAUACACAUGCCUUUACCAGCCCCUCUCUCACCCGCCGCCUCGGCCUCGCGGUAAUCCCGUUGUCGUGCCUCUUCAUCCGCGCCUCGGUCCAGACGUAUCACAUGUUCCUCGCCACGUACCUGCCUAUGCCGCUUCCGCAGUCCACACAGACGUCGCUGGCCGAGGAGUCGGCGCGGCCGUCCUCCCCAGCCAUGAUGGCGGCGCUGAACCGGUUCGACACACUGAUCCGGGACUCCCUCGGGCGGGCGACGUACGGGCAGCCGUUUGGGGCGGCGCACGCGCGACCCUGGUACGCCUGGACGUCGGACGACCUCGUCGCCGCGCUGACCAUGGUGGUCGUCUUCUUCAUCGCCUUCCUCGUGCUGCUCAUCGUCAAGCUCCUCCUCGGGAUGGCGCUGCUCAAGUACGCGCGCGGCCGGUACGCCGCCAUGAAGCGUAAGGAGCAGCUCGUCGCCCGCGGGCUGGCGGAGCGAGAGUCGUAUGAUACCAAGGGCCGUCGCGUGGGUGGGCGCGGCGACGUCGAAGUGUCGGAUGACGGACGGCGCUGGAUAAACGCAGACAAGACGGAGGGCCUGCCAGGCGGCAAGGGUCGGAGGGCGGGUGAGGAUAAGAAGGCGGCGGCGGACGUGGACUAUAAUGGCGUCUUUCGCUAUGAUAUGGUGAAUAAGCGCAUUUGGUAA
Messenger RNA from Cordyceps fumosorosea ARSEF 2679, 3099 nucleotides. Its product is annotated as Membrane protein,Tapt1/CMV receptor. Bases 1 to 3099 code for a protein of 1032 amino acids. Gene Ontology annotation, cellular component: endoplasmic reticulum membrane. The transcript is spliced from 2 exons. NCBI's taxonomy places the organism in Eukaryota, Fungi, Ascomycota, Sordariomycetes, Hypocreales, Cordycipitaceae. The record is from RefSeq and is a predicted model, not a curated record. Gene Ontology annotation, biological process: maintenance of protein localization in endoplasmic reticulum.